Messenger RNA from Pieris rapae (cabbage white), 4233 nucleotides. RefSeq names its product mucin-5AC. The transcript has 3 exons. The record is from RefSeq and is a predicted model, not a curated record. Bases 29 to 4156 code for a protein of 1375 amino acids. NCBI's taxonomy places the organism in Eukaryota, Metazoa, Arthropoda, Insecta, Lepidoptera, Pieridae.
UUAGAAGCGUGUAUAAAAGGUUUGUAAUAUGGUUUUUGGCACAAACAGAACGAACGAGCCUAAUGCAACACAAGUUAUAGUUAAGUGCGAACGAAACGAUAUUAAUGUAACAAUGAAGUUAACAGUUCUACUAUUUAUUGUGGGUAUUUGCCUAGUUAGUGCAAAGCAUCUUCCUUAUGAAUCGGACGAUUCGAAUAAUGUAUUAUUAAGAGAUAAAAGGUCAGAUUCUGACGAAUCCGAUUCAUCCUUUGAGCACAGCAGUGAUGGUGAUGAUUCAAUUGAAAGGAAACUAAGAGAGAGAGAGGAAAAACUACGCGACAAGGCUGAAAAAGAACAAAAAAAGCAAUUGGAACGAGAGGAAAAGGAGAGGCGUCGAGAAGAAGAACGUCAAAAAAAACGUGAAGAACAACGCCAAAAGGAAGAGAAAAAACUUGAAAAGGAGCGACGUAAACAAGAAGAACAAGAACGAAAGCUUGAGGAGAAGCGUUUAAAAGAAGAGAAGAAAAGACAAGAAAAGCAAAUAAAUGAAUUGAAAAAGGAAGCAAAACGGUCAGAAAUAGAAGACGAUAGUUUCCUUGAGACUGAAGAAGAAAACUCAGUUGAACUCGAAGAUAUAUGGAGACAGCAUAUAUAUACUAAAUAUGGCUUAAACUUCGCUAGUACUAGAUUAGAAAAACAGGCAGCAUUGAAUAAAUAUAUUCAGGAAGAACUGAAACUGCAACCUAAUAGUACCAAGGCUGAACGUCGUCGCGCAAUAUUAGAAUUGGUCCAAACUAAACUCCAAAAUGAUAUUGCAGAAAGGGAGGCGAUUCGCAAGCAAAUAUUGAGUCACGUUAAUGCAGUAACAUUACAAAAAUUACGCGACAAUUUAGAAAAAGAUAUAGAUGAAAUAAAUAAUAAAACAGAUUUACUGAAAAACGUUCAAUUACCAUGGGCCAUCCCAGUUCAACAGAAUCUCGAGGAAAAGAAAACGUUUUUGCAAGGUUUAUCCCAGUUCUUAUCGAACAUUCUUCCUAGCUGGAUUUCUGGAAACCAGCCCCAAACAAAUAAUCAAACAAAUGAAAAUGGAAGUCAAAGUAUUAAUUCAAAUAAUGAUGCUAUUCAGUCCUCUGGAAAUGGUGAAAUGUCUAGUACUGGCUCCACCAAUAAUGAAGUAUCCAAUGAUUUCCCAACCAAUAAUUCGGUUAAUACAAAUGAAAAUAAUGUCCGACCAAAUGGAAAUGAAAAUAGUGGAUCUCCAACUUCAUCCAGCUCUAUCCCAGCCUCACAAGCAAAUGAUGCCGCAGCUUCUGAGUCGAAUGUAGCAGGACUGCCCGAGGGAUCUGUAUCUCAAGUAAAUCCAGAAGCUCCAUCCAGCUCUGUCAAUACAGUUUCCAGUGGUAUUAGCAACCCAGCCUCACAAGCAAAUAAUGCCGCAGCUUCUGAAUCUAAUGUAGGAGGACAGCCCGAGGGAUCUGAGUCUCAAGUAAAUGCAGAAGCUCCAUCCAGCUCUGUCAAUACAGUUUCCAGUGGUGUGAGCAACCCAGCCUCACAAACAAAUGAUGCCGCAGCUUCUGAAGCUAAUGCAGGAGGACAGCUCGAGGGAUCUGUGUCUCAAGUAAAUCCAGAAGCUCCAUCCAACUCUGUCAAUUCAGCAUCCAGUGGUGUGAGCAACCCAGCCUCACAAGCAAAUGAUGCCGCAGCUUCUGAAUCUAAUGUAGCAGGACUGCCCGAGGGAUCUACAUCACAAGUAAAUCUAGAAGCUCCAUCCAGCUCUGUCGAUACAGCUGCCAGUGGUAUUAACAACCCAGCCUCACAGGCAAUUGAUGCAGCAGUUCCUGAAGCUAAUGUAGUAGGACAGCCCGACGGAUCAGUAUCUCAAGUAAAUGCAGAAGCUCCAUCUAGCUCUGUUGAUACAGCUUCCAGUGCUAGCAACCCAGCCUCACAAGCAAAUGAUGCUGCAGCUCCUGAAUCUAUUGUAGCAGGACUGCCCGAGGGAUCUACAUCACAAGUAAAUCUAGAAGCUCCAUCCAGCUCUGUCGAUACAGCUGCCAGUGGUAUUAACAACCCAGCCUCACAGGCAAUUGAUGCAGCAGUUCCUGAAGCUAAUGUAGUAGGACAGCCCGACGGAUCAGUAUCUCAAGUAAAUGCAGAAGCUCCAUCUAGCUCUGUUGAUACAGCUUCCAGUGCUAGCAACCCAGCCUCACAAGCAAAUGAUGCUGCAGCUCCUGAAUCUAUUGUAGCAGGACUGCCCGAGGGAUCUACAUCACAAGUAAAUCCAGAAGCUCCGUCCACCUCUGUCGAUACAGCUGCCAGUGGUAUUAACAACCCAGCCUCACAAGCAAUUGAUGCAGCAGCUCCUGAAGCUAAUGUAGGAGGACAGCCCGAGGGAUCUGUGUCUCAAGUAAAUGCAGAAGCUCCAUCCAGCUCUGUGGAUACAGCAUCCAGUGGUGUUAGCAACCCAGCUUCACAAACAAAUGAUGCAGCAGCUGCUGAAGCUAAUGUAGGAGGACAGCCCGACGGAUCAGUAUCUCAAGUAAAUGCAGAAGCUCCAUCUAGCUCUGUCAAUACAGUUUCCAGUGGUAUUAGCAACCCAUCCACACAAGCAAAUGAUGCUGCAACUCCUGACUCUUAUGUAGGAGGACAACAAGAGGGAUCUGUAUCUCAUGUAAUUCCAGAAGCUCCAUCCAGCUCUGUCAAUUCAGCAUCCAGUGGUGUGAGCAACCCAGCCUCACAAGCAAAUGAUGCCGCAGCUUCUGAAUCUAAUGUAGCAGGACUGCCUGAGGGAUCUACAUCACAAGUAAAUCCAGAAGCUCCAUCCAGCUCUAUCGAUACAGCUGCCAGUGGUAUUAACAACCCAGACUCACAAGCAAUUGAUGCAGCAGCUCCUGAAGCUAAUGUAGGAGGACAACCCGAGGGAUCUACAUCACAAGUAAAUCUAGAAGCUCCAUCCAGCUCUGUCGAUACAGCUGCCAGUGGUAUUAACAACCCAGCCUCACUAGCAAUUGAUGCAGCAGCUCCUGAAGCUAAUGUAGGAGGACAACCCGAGGGAUCUGUAUCUCAAGUAAAUGCAGAAGCUCCAUCUAGCUCUGUCGAUACAGCUGCCAGUGGUAUUAACAACCCAGACUCACAAGCAAUUGAUGCAGCAGCUCCUGAAGCUAAUGUAGGAGGACAACCCGAGGGAUCUACAUCACAAGUAAAUCUAGAAGCUCCAUCCAGCUCUGUCGAUACAGCUGCCAGUGGUAUUAACAACCCAGCCUCACAAGCAAUUGAUGCAGCAGCUUCUGAAGCUAAUGUAGGAGGACAGCCCGACGGAUCAGUAUCUCAAGUAAAUGCAGAAGCUCCAUCCACCUCUGUCGAUACAGCUGCCAGUGGUAUUAACAACCCAGCCUCACAAGCAAAUGAUGCUGCAGCUCCUGAAUCUAUUGUAGCAGGACUGCCCGAGGGAUCUACAUCACAAGUAAAUCCAGAAGCUCCAUCCAGCUCUGUGGAUACAGCAUCCAGUGGUAUUAACAACCCAGCCUCACAAGCAAUUGAUGCAGCAGCUCCUGAAGCUAAUGUAGGAGGACAACCCGAGGGAUCUGUAUCUCAAGUAAAUGCAGAAGCUCCAUCUAGCUCUGUCGAUACAGCUGCCAGUGGUAUUAACAACCCAGCCUCAGAAGCAAUUGAUGCAGCAGCUCCUGAAGCUAAUGUAGGAGGUCAACCCGAGGGAUCUGUAUCACAAGUAAAUACAGAAGCUCCAUCCAGCUCUGUCGAUACAGUUGCCAGUGGUAUUAACAACCCAGCCUCAGAAGCAAUUGAUGCAGCAGCUUCUGAAGCUAAUAUAGGAGGACAACCCGAGGGAUCUGCAGUGCAGACAAAUGGAAAUGCUAAACCGGAGAGUUCAACUGACACAUACGCAACUGUAGUACCUGAAGUCAACGAGGCGGUAACAGAAGCUAAAAAUGCAGUGAUUAAUCAAACCACUGUUGAAUUCCAAACGGAGACAGCUGGUGUUCUGACAGAAUCUCAACCAGCCACUGACAUCGUACCAUCCGUGCAAAGUGAAUUAAAUACAAAAGCUCCCCAAGCUGAAAUAACUGCAUCGGAGCUUUUGACCCCAGUUGAUUAUGUUUUAGAUAGUUUUACAGUAGAACCUGAACCCGGAGCUACUGUAGUAGAUGUUGUUGCGCAGUAAAAAAAUAUGUAAAAAAUAUUUGGAGUUUGUAAUUGAAAAGUAUGAACAGACUUAUAUGUAUUAAAUAGUUGCUCAUA